Messenger RNA from Tuber melanosporum (Perigord truffle), 1419 nucleotides. RefSeq lists its product as uncharacterized. NCBI's taxonomy places the organism in Eukaryota, Fungi, Ascomycota, Pezizomycetes, Pezizales, Tuberaceae. The record is from RefSeq and is a predicted model, not a curated record. Gene Ontology annotation, cellular component: endoplasmic reticulum. Bases 36 to 1061 code for a protein of 341 amino acids. Gene Ontology annotation, biological process: fatty acid elongation. The transcript has 2 exons. Gene Ontology annotation, molecular function: ketoreductase activity.
CACUGAUUUCCAGGUUGCCGCAAAACACAAAUAUCAUGACGUCCUCCGGCGAAUUUAUUGCCAAGAUCUCCUCCUUCAUUGGUCCAAUUGGGCUGUCCGCUUUUGCUCUACUGGGUGCUGUCACUUUUCUCAACGUUUACCUCAAAAUCUUCAGUGCUUUCUCGAGUCUGUUUAUUCUUAGUGGAACAAAUCUGCGUAAAUUUGGGCCGAAAGGGUCGUGGGCACUCAUCACCGGCGCUUCGGAUGGUAUUGGAAAGGAAUUCUCCCUGCAACUCGCCGCGAAGGGAUUCAAUGUUGUUCUCGUCUCUCGCACCCAAUCGAAACUCGCUACCCUAGCCCAGGAAAUAGAAUCGAAGCACUCCGGUAUCGAGACCAAAGUUUUGGCCAUGGACUUUGCGAAGAAUGACCCGCUGGACUAUGAACGUUUGAGGGCUUUGGUGAAGGACCUGGACCUCGCGAUCCUGAUCAACAAUGUUGGGAAAAGCCACAAUAUCCCUGUCCCUUUCUUGGAAACGGCCGAAAAGGAGAUGGACGAGAUUAUCACCAUCAAUGUUAAUGGUACACUCAAAGUUACUCAAAUCGUUGCUCCGGGCAUGGUCUCUCGAAAGAGGGGGUUGAUCUUGACCAUGGGCUCUUUCGGCGGUUUACUUCCUACACCCUUUUUGGCGACCUACUCUGGCUCAAAGGCUUUCCUUCAACACUGGUCCACCGCCCUCGGAGCCGAACUCAGACGCGAUGGUGUGCAGGUUCAAUUGGUUGUAGGUUACUUGAUCACCUCUGCUAUGAGCAAGAUUCGCAGACCCAGCAUGAUGAUUCCUACACCGAAGGGUUUUGUUAAGGCUACACUUGGGAAGAUAGGGCUCAAGGGGACUGCUGCGGGUAUGGAGGGUACUAUUACACCAUACUGGAGCCAUGGCUUGAUGCAUUGGGGUGUUCAGGAAUUGCUUGGUAUCUGGAAUGGUCUGGUCUUGAACAGGAACUUGGGUAUGCAUGCUGGUAUCAGGAAGAGAGCCUUGAGAAAGAGGGAAAGGGAGGCUGCUCAGGGGAAGAAGAUCACCUAAGAAGUGAGGAUGUAAUACGGAAAUGGCGGUGGAUAGACUGUAUGGUUGAAUGGUGAAAAAGGCAAGGGAUGUUGUUGAUUUUUGAUAGCUUCUCGUGAAUACGAAAUGUUUAUCUUGAUUUGGCAUUAAAGUUGGAAGCACGGUACAUCAGGGCUGAGACCUUGAAAAAUGCUAUGACUCGUGCGAUAUCAUACUAUGGUAUGUGUAGACGUGAAUACCGCGGGGUAUAUAGAUUGAGGAAGGAUGGGAAGACGAAAUUAUUAUAUGAAGGGUGGUUGUAGAAGCUCCAAGGUAAUGAUGGCCUCGGAUACUUGUACUGUUGUUACAGCUUGGACCAACUGAGAAGGAAAGAAAAAAA